AUGCCACCUCACGAGGAGGUGGUCGCCCACAUUUCAGCUGCAGUAAAAGCUUUCUUUAGCUCCCGGCAAUCGUUUCGUAUCUUUCAUGGCUCAACGAACAGCACUCGCCCAGCCCACGACGGCCGCACUGUCGAUAUCAGCGCCCUGUCCAAUGUUCUGAAGGUUGAUGUACCCUCUAGCACUGCAAUUGUUGAGCCAAAUGUGCCCAUGGACAAGCUCGUCCAGGCCACUCUUGCUCAUGGCAUGAUUCCACCGGUUGUGAUGGAGUUUCCUGGCAUCACGGUGGGCGGAGGCUACGCUGGGUCUGCAGGCGAGAGCAGCUCUUUCGAGUACGGUUACUUCGAUCAGACUAUCAGGUCGGUCGAAAUAGUGCUUGCAACUGGACAAGUUGUCACGGCCUCUGGCUCUGAGAAUGCCGACCUAUUCAAGGGAGCGGCUGGGGCGCUUGGAAGUCUGGGUAUUACAACAAAGCUUGAACUAAGGCUCAUACUCAGGUUAAAUUGA
This is a messenger RNA of Mytilinidion resinicola, 504 nucleotides long. RefSeq names its product FAD-binding domain-containing protein. The record is from RefSeq and is a predicted model, not a curated record. Gene Ontology annotation, molecular function: FAD binding; Delta24(24-1) sterol reductase activity. Lineage: Eukaryota; Fungi; Ascomycota; Dothideomycetes; Mytilinidiales; Mytilinidiaceae. The coding region runs from base 1 to 504 and encodes 167 amino acids. Gene Ontology annotation, biological process: steroid metabolic process. The transcript has a single exon. Gene Ontology annotation, cellular component: membrane; cytoplasm.